AUGUCUACAUACAGUCUUGGGUUCAUAGGGUUGGGGGUCAUGGGAUAUCCCAUGGUCCUCAACCUGGUAAAGAAGGUGAACCUGACUGAUAAGCUCCAUGUCUACGAUAUUUCGAGCCACAUUUUGGCCAAAUUGGAAGCAGAAGCUCCGGAAAAAGUGGAUGUGUGCUCCAGCGCGCGUGAGGUGACAGAGAAAAGUGAUAUCAUACUCACGAUGGUUCCAGAAGGAUCUCAUGUUCGAGCAGUGUAUCUAAACCAGGAACAUGGCAUCCUGGCCGCUGAUAGCAUUGAUGGCAAAUUGCUGAUCGAUUGCUCCACCAUCGACACUUCCACCUCGCUUGCUGUUGCAGAUGCUGUCAGUGAAAAAUCCAAAAGUGCUGCUAUGUACGACGCCCCCGUAUCCGGCGGGUCACUUGGCGCCGCAGCCGGGACCUUGACCUUCAUGGUGGGAUGCACAGAGAGUGACCCCAACUUCUCCACUAUCAAGGAAUUGCUCGGGACAAUGGGCAAGUCCAUUUUUCCUUGUGGGGGGUUCUCUCUCGGCCUCACAGCCAAACUAUGCAACAACUACUGCUCUGGCUUAGUUGCGAUUGCCACCGCAGAGGCCAUGGACAUUGGAAUCAAAUCGGGUAUGGAUCCGAGAGUCCUGGCCUCGAUUUUCUCCACCAGCACUGCUCAGAGCACAAUCAAUGAUAAAUGGAAUCCGGUGCCGGGUAUUUGUCCCGAUGCUCCAUCGAGCAAGGACUAUCAGGGAGGCUUCAAAGUGCAGCUUAUGAAGAAGGAUUUCCAGCUGGCUGUGGAUACAGCUUCAAGGGUUGGGUCGAAUGUGCGUUUAGCAACCUCUGGGCUGGAAGUUUAUCAGGGGGCUAGUGAGGAUGAGAAUUGUCGCGAUAGGGACUCUCGUGUUGUUUUCCGUUACCUCGGGGGAGACGAAGAUUGGCUGAAUAAAUUUAGCCCGAGCAAGCCUUAA
Penicillium lagena is the source of this 969-nucleotide messenger RNA. RefSeq lists its product as uncharacterized. Gene Ontology annotation, biological process: L-valine catabolic process. Gene Ontology annotation, cellular component: mitochondrion. Lineage: Eukaryota; Fungi; Ascomycota; Eurotiomycetes; Eurotiales; Aspergillaceae. The transcript has 2 exons. The record is from RefSeq and is a predicted model, not a curated record. Gene Ontology annotation, molecular function: 3-hydroxyisobutyrate dehydrogenase activity; NADP binding; NAD binding. Bases 1 to 969 code for a protein of 322 amino acids.